This is a messenger RNA of Aspergillus nidulans FGSC A4, 1342 nucleotides long. Its product is annotated as transcription elongation factor DST1. Gene Ontology annotation, molecular function: RNA polymerase II complex binding; transcription coactivator activity; RNA polymerase II transcription regulatory region sequence-specific DNA binding. The record is from RefSeq and is a predicted model, not a curated record. The transcript has 2 exons. Gene Ontology annotation, cellular component: nucleus; cytoplasm. Gene Ontology annotation, biological process: transcription antitermination; transcription initiation at RNA polymerase II promoter; DNA-templated transcription. Lineage: Eukaryota; Fungi; Ascomycota; Eurotiomycetes; Eurotiales; Aspergillaceae. Bases 167 to 1081 code for a protein of 304 amino acids.
CUGAGUUGCUCCGUGGGAUCGCGCAUUAUAGUACGACAAGACGAGCGUGAUCGACUAUUUGCUUCUGAAAACUUCGCUUGUCACUUUCGGCUUCAGGUAUCGAGUCGUUUGCGCCCAGCCUAAGAUUUUUUUGUUAGGUUACCUCAUUCAUUUGACCAUCAUAACGAUGGCACUGGACGCGAAAGAGAUCGAAUUGAAAGCCAAAGCUCUCACGAAGGCUGCAACUCAGAAUGAACCACCCGCCAAUAUAGUGUCGCUGUUGAAGGAAUUACAACAAGGCGUCAAGGCCUCGGAAGACUUACUGCGGUCUACUCGCGUUGGUAUCAUAGUCAACAAAUUCAAGCAACACAAAGCGCCAGAAGUCGCACGGUUAUCGAGUGAGAUUGUUUCCAAGUGGCGGAACGAGGUCAAUAAGCAGAAAGCAAGUGGCUCGGCUUCUGCUAGUCAGCGAUCAAGCGCGUCGCCGCGCCCCCCUCAGAACGGAACUGCUUCACCUGCCAGCGCGACUCCUUCCGACAAGAUGUCGAAGCUAGCUGUGCCGCCAGACAAGCGGACGUGGAAGGCGGAUGGGAUUGAUAUCAAUCAGACGGGUAACCGAGCGCGCGAUAACUGUAUCGGACUCAUGUAUGAUGGACUCUGUCUACACUCAGCCGAACCGCCGAAGGCCGUUCUAUCAAAGGCCGCAGCAGUCGAAGCGGCGGCAUAUGACGCCUACGGACCAGAAACGAAAGAACCCUACCGUACGAAGAUCCGCAGUCUAUUCCAGAAUCUCAAGAACAAGUCCAACCCAACGCUUCGAGUUCGUGUUUUAAGCAACGAGGUCACCCCUGAACGAUUCGUGAAAAUGACACAUGAGGAGCUCCGAUCCGACGAACAGCGCGAGAAAGAUCGAAAGAUUCAAAAGGAGAACAUGGAUAAGGCCAUGGUGGCCCAGGCAGAGCGCAGCAUUAGUACAAGCUUGCAAUGCGGCAAAUGCGGACAGCGCAAGGUCACCUAUACUGAAGCGCAGACCCGCAGUGCCGACGAACCGAUGACGCUGUUUUGCACAUGCAUGCAUUGCGGAAAAUCAUGGCGCCAGUAACCCUUCUUCUUCCAUUCAACUUUUUUCUUUUCUAUGUUUGCCUACCAUAUGUCCUGGAUUAUCACGGAGGCGCGGAGUUCGAGGGUCAUUUCAAGGAGGGAGUCUUGCUGGUGGUUCGGGCAACGGUUGCGCGACCAGAUUUUGUGUCUUCAUUAUCAUCAUUGUCCGGCUCAGUUUUGAGCCGUUUGCUAGGUUGGUAGACACCAGGAAAGAUUGCAUUACCUUUCCAAAGCUAUCACUACAAUGCAAGUAGUAAAAGCG